Molecule: messenger RNA, 12696 nt
Organism: Mastomys coucha (southern multimammate mouse)
Lineage: Eukaryota; Metazoa; Chordata; Mammalia; Rodentia; Muridae
Gene: Kcnh7
Product: potassium voltage-gated channel subfamily H member 7
Exons: 17
Coding region: 264-3875 (1203 amino acids)
Biological process (GO): membrane repolarization during action potential; potassium ion transmembrane transport
Cellular component (GO): membrane
Molecular function (GO): inward rectifier potassium channel activity
Source: RefSeq, a predicted model, not a curated record
CACCCCGCCUCCUCCCCUCCCCGCCCCCAAGCCUCUCACUCGACGCAGGCCGGUGCGAGGCCCCCUCCGGAAGGUGAGCGGGAUGGAUUGGACUUCGGCGGGGAACGCGGGUGUCUCGAAGUGGUGCUAAUGGGAAGAGAUUUCUGCUCCCCAAAGAAGAUGCGCUGCCACAAAGAGCGGCUUGCGCGCCGGCCUGGGCUCUAGCCCGGGAGACAUCCCGGGAGAACUCCGAGCUCGGAGCGCUCGGCGAAGACCCGGGCAACAUGCCUGUUCGCAGGGGGCAUGUGGCACCGCAAAACACCUUCCUGGGGACCAUCAUACGGAAAUUUGAAGGGCAGAAUAAAAAAUUUAUCAUUGCAAAUGCCAGAGUGCAGAACUGUGCCAUCAUCUACUGCAAUGAUGGCUUCUGUGAGAUGACGGGUUUCUCCAGGCCAGAUGUCAUGCAGAAGCCGUGCACCUGCGACUUUCUCCAUGGGCCUGAGACCAAGAGGCAUGAUAUUGCCCAGAUUGCCCAGGCACUGCUGGGUUCAGAGGAGAGGAAAGUGGAGGUCACCUACUAUCACAAGAAUGGUUCCACUUUUAUUUGUAACACUCACAUAAUCCCAGUAAAGAACCAAGAGGGUGUGGCUAUGAUGUUCAUCAUUAAUUUUGAGUAUGUGACAGAUGAAGACAAUGCUGCCACGCCAGAGAGAGUCAACCCGAUAUUACCAGUCAAAACUGUAAACCGGAAACUUUUUGGGUUCAAAUUUCCUGGUCUGAGAGUUCUAACAUACAGAAAGCAGUCCUUGCCACAGGAAGACCCGGAUGUGGUAGUCAUUGAUUCUUCUAAACACAGCGAUGACUCUGUGGCCAUGAAGCACUUUAAGUCUCCCACGAAAGAAAGCUGCAGUCCCUCUGAAGCAGAUGAUACGAAAGCCUUGAUACAGCCUAGCCAGUGUUCUCCCUUAGUGAACAUAUCAGGACCUCUGGACCAUUCCUCUCCCAAAAGGCAAUGGGACCGCCUCUACCCUGACAUGCUGCAGUCAAGUUCCCAACUAACACACUCCAGGUCAAGGGAGAGCCUCUGUAGCAUACGGAGGGCAUCUUCAGUUCAUGAUAUAGAAGGGUUCAGUGUCCACCCCAAGAACAUAUUUAGAGAUCGACAUGCCAGUGAAGACAAUGGUCGAAAUGUCAAAGUUUCACGUUCCUGGAUGGCAGGGGGACCUUUUAAUCAUAUCAAGUCAAGCCUGCUGGGAUCCACAUCAGAUUCAAACCUCAACAAAUACAGCACCAUUAACAAGAUCCCGCAACUCACUCUGAAUUUUUCAGAUGUCAAAACUGAAAAAAAGAAUACAUCCCCUCCUUCUUCAGACAAAACUAUUAUUGCACCCAAGGUUAAAGAAAGGACACACAAUGUGACAGAGAAAGUAACCCAGGUUCUUUCUUUGGGAGCAGAUGUCUUGCCAGAAUAUAAGCUGCAGACGCCACGCAUCAACAAAUUUACAAUAUUGCACUACAGCCCUUUCAAAGCGGUCUGGGACUGGCUCAUUUUACUAUUGGUCAUUUAUACUGCCAUAUUCACCCCCUACUCUGCAGCCUUUCUCCUCAACGACAGAGAGGAACAGAAAAGGCGAGAAUGUGGCUAUUCUUGUAGCCCCUUGAAUGUGGUAGACUUGAUUGUGGAUAUUAUGUUUAUUAUAGACAUUCUAAUAAACUUCAGAACAACAUAUGUAAAUCAGAAUGAAGAAGUGGUAAGUGAUCCUGCCAAAAUAGCAAUACACUACUUCAAAGGCUGGUUCCUGAUUGACAUGGUUGCAGCCAUUCCUUUUGACUUGCUGAUUUUUGGAUCAGGUUCUGAUGAGACAACAACACUAAUUGGUCUUUUAAAGACUGCCCGUCUCCUGCGUCUUGUGCGCGUAGCCAGGAAACUGGACCGAUACUCAGAAUAUGGCGCUGCUGUUCUAAUGCUCUUGAUGUGCAUAUUUGCCCUGAUUGCCCACUGGCUGGCUUGCAUCUGGUAUGCGAUUGGGAAUGUAGAGAGGCCCUAUCUGACUGACAAAAUUGGAUGGUUGGAUUCCUUAGGAACACAAAUUGGGAAACGUUACAAUGACAGUGACUCAAGUUCUGGACCGUCCAUUAAAGACAAAUACGUCACGGCACUUUAUUUUACCUUCAGCAGUCUAACCAGUGUAGGAUUUGGAAAUGUGUCUCCUAACACCAAUUCGGAGAAAAUCUUUUCCAUUUGUGUCAUGUUGAUUGGCUCUCUAAUGUAUGCAAGCAUUUUUGGGAAUGUUUCUGCAAUUAUUCAAAGACUGUACUCGGGAACUGCCAGGUACCACAUGCAGAUGCUAAGAGUUAAAGAGUUCAUUCGCUUUCACCAAAUCCCCAACCCUCUGAGGCAACGGCUUGAGGAGUACUUCCAGCAUGCAUGGACUUACACUAACGGCAUUGACAUGAACAUGGUCUUAAAGGGAUUUCCAGAAUGUUUACAAGCUGACAUUUGCCUGCAUCUAAACCAAACUUUGCUACAAAACUGCAAAGCCUUUCGAGGAGCAAGUAAGGGCUGCCUUAGAGCUCUGGCAAUGAAGUUCAAAACCACUCAUGCCCCUCCAGGAGAUACCCUGGUUCACUGUGGGGACGUCCUAACUGCACUGUACUUCUUAUCCAGAGGCUCCAUUGAAAUCCUCAAGGAUGAUAUAGUGGUAGCUAUUCUUGGAAAAAAUGAUAUCUUUGGGGAAAUGGUUCAUCUUUAUGCCAAACCUGGCAAGUCUAAUGCAGAUGUGAGAGCACUUACAUACUGUGACCUGCAUAAGAUUCAGCGAGAAGACUUAUUAGAGGUCUUGGAUAUGUAUCCAGAAUUUUCUGAUCACUUUCUGACGAAUCUAGAACUGACUUUCAACCUGAGACAUGAAAGUGCAAAGUCCCAAUCCAUAAAUGAUUCUGAAGGGGACACCGGUAAACUUCGAAGAAGGAGAUUGUCCUUUGACAGUGAAGGUGACAAAGAUUUUAGCAAAGAAAACAGUGCAAAUGAUGCUGACGACUCUACUGAUACAAUAAGACGUUAUCAGAGUUCCAAGAAGCACUUCGAAGAGAAGAAAAGCAGGUCGUCAUCGUUCAUCUCCUCCAUCGACGAUGAGCAAAAGCCACUCUUCCUGGGAACAGUAGAUUCUACCCCUAGGAUGGUGAAGGCAGGCAGACUCCAUGGUGAAGAAGCAAUGCCACCCUCAGGAAGAAUUCACACAGAUAAAAGGAGUCACUCCUGCAGAGACAUCACUGAUACACACAGCUGGGAAAGAGAGCAAGCCCGGGCUCAACCUGAAGAAUGUAGUCCCUCAGGACUUCAUAGAGCUGCCUGGGGCAUCUCUGAGACUGAAAGCGACCUCACCUAUGGGGAAGUGGAGCAAAGGUUAGAUUUACUUCAAGAGCAACUAAACAGACUUGAAUCCCAAAUGACAACAGACAUCCAGGCCAUCUUACAGCUCCUGCAGAAACAAGCCACCGUAGUCCCUCCAGCCUACAGCAUGGUGACCGCAGGAGCAGAGUACCAGAGGCCCAUCCUCCAUCUGCUGAGAACCAGUCACCCCAGAGCAUCCAUUAAGACAGACCGGAGUUUCAGCCCCUCCUCACAAUGUCCUGAAUUUCUUGACCUUGAAAAAUCCAAACUCAAAUCCAAAGAAUCACUCUCGAGUGGAAAGCGCCUGAACACGGCUUCAGAAGACAACUUGACUUCACUUUUAAAACAAGACAGUGAUGUGUCAUCAGAGCUUGACCCGCGGCAGAGAAAAACUUACCUUCAUCCCAUCCGGCAUCCAUCUCUGCCAGACUCCUCCCUAAGCACUGUAGGGAUCUUGGGUCUCCAUAGGCAUGUUUCUGAUCCUGGUCUUCCAGGAAAGUAACCCUUUUGUACUAUUUCCUCCACAUCCAAUGUAAGUGCUUUUAAUGGCUGUUUUCCUUUUUGUAUUUAAAUCCUCUCUACUUGACUCAGGGGCUCACAAGGUACCAUUAUAUGCAAAAGUACUGUAUAUUUUUCCUAAAUUGAAGCUUGUAAGGUAACAUUGAGCAGUUAGGAUGUAAAUAUAUAAUAAGAGCUUUUUGGUUCCAAAUGUUAAAACUGCCAGCAUCUCAAGGCACCUUGUUUUUUGAAUUUUAUUUUUCAAAUCAUGUGCAUGUUAGGGAACUCCAGUUUCUCUUGCAUGGAGACUCCUAUUGAUCGCUUUUACUGAUCCAGUGCUUCAUUAUGAAAAUGCCUUCCAAGCAAAUAACAAACCAAGGAAUAAAAGAGUUCAUGAGUACAACUCAGAUGAUCCUCAACUUAGGAAAGGUUAGGAAGGGACGUAAAGAGAAGCUGGUUGCUUUGGAGAACAGACAUCUUUCUGUAUUGACAUGUUUAAAGUUACUUACAUUCAUUUCCUUUGAUAAUAAAAAAUGAUGCAAGGUUUGAGCUAUACACAGCAGACAGAAAGGGAACAAAAUCCCCAAAUUCCCAAAGAUAUAGUUCUUCCUCUAUACAUUUUUACAGGGACAGGCGUAUGAAAGGCAGACAGAAGAGGGUUUAGUAAACUUCAGGUCACAUGGAAGAAAAUCCAUAUGAGGUUUCAAUAGGAACCCAAGCCCUGGUUUCAUGUCCCUAGAAGACCUUCAUCAAGAGUUAUUCAUUUUGGUAAGAUGACAGCACAAAGCUGUCCCAAGCUUCCAAAGGUGAGGAAACCGUGGGAAGCAGUUGCCUGUAGUCUCUGAACCAGUGAGCAGUCAGUCUGUCAGUAAGGAGGAUCUAAACCCUGCUUUUAGGCAGGCCAGUGGGAGGAGAACAGAAAGAUCUUGUGUGAAUUUUGGCCCUACUUUUGGACAGAUUGAGGAGGCACAGUGCUCCCCCAAGCUUGUCUUCAGCUAAACCAUAAUGAAUGCUGGAGAACAUUAGUGAGAGAAUAACAUGGUCUCUCGAGUAAAUUCUGCAGUAGCUGCAUUCACUAACUACCUAAAAUAUUUACAGUAGUACAUUUUCCUGAGGACUAAAAUGGAAGAUUAUUUUGUGUGUUGGGCAUGGUCCUUAACAUGCUACUUACACAAAAGGACAUUCACAAUUUCUUCGGAUUUUUAUAUGUGAUGUCUUGCAUUUGAUGAAUAGUCAGACUCUAGUUAACCAUUCAUUUUGAACUCAAUCAUAAUUUUAAAAUUUUCAGACACUGACCUAUUGUGUUCUUUUCUUCUGAACAAACACUCAGAAAACAAACACUUGGUUUUUCUACUAAUUCUUAUGUUCCCACAGACCUUUGGACAAUAUACUAACUGUAUAUUAUUAAAUCAAUUUCUUGGUCAAUGGACACUUUGACACUAACCUGUCAAUCCACUUCGAAUGCAAGUAGUUUAUUAAAUAUGUGUAAUACUACUACUGUAUUUAAAAUGUGGUAAUAGAGUGACCUUAAAUUGUUCCCUAUAUAUUUUGAAGCAGUCACAGAAUUUGCCAGUCUGACCUGGGUAUCUGAGAGAAUCUGCACAUAGGAAAUGUUCUUAUUCUCACUUAAUUUAAGGAAAGUAAUCGUAGGUGGCUGCACACUUAUGGCAAAAGACCAGUCAAGUCAACAGAACUACAGAAAAUUAGAAUGGGCUUCGCAGAUCAUUUGAUAUGGUACAGAUACAAAUGUAGACUAAAGGACACUUUCAGUCAUUCAUCCAACAGACAUUUGAAUGAGGUGCCACACACAAGGGAGAGGGUUCUAUAAGUAGCGAACAAUUUAGAUAUGGAUGUAGGGACUGUAUUUUCAUUUCAGGGCACAUUUCUACAGCUGCAACAAAUUUCCAAAGACUGUUCUUCCUAAGCUCUCUGAGCAUUCAGAUUCAAUUCAUGAGAGCUUGCUCAUUGGUAAAGAGAGGAGAUUUGGCAGGUGAGGGACAGAGGCCAAAUUGUUUGAUUAGUGAAUACUUCUGCAGCAAUAUUGGGUAUGAUGUGCAUACAAUUCAGCCUGUUAAAAGCCUCAGUUUAUACUUCUUUGUAGAAACUGGGCACACAGGGAAGGGAAGAUGAUGGGUCAUGUACAAGUAUCCACCUGAUUUAAAUUCUAGCACAACACAAACCCAUUCCCUUCUUAAUUCUUUACAUACAGUAAAUUGUUUGCUGUUUAAAUUCUAAGUCUCAGCGGACUGUGUAGGAAUAUAAAAAGAUCUUUUUUUGUUUUCUAUAGAAUAUUAGUUUUAAAAGUGUCCCAAGCAACAUAAAGAUAUACAUAGUCAUAAAUGUCAGAUGAAAGAUAGUUUAACUGACUUAUGGGUAAUAAAAGCAAUUAUCUUGACUACAAUAUACACCCUAAAAAUAGCUUUAAAAUAGCAUUAUCCUACGUAUCAUUUAUAGCAAAAGCAAUCUGUCACCUCUGACCUGGAGUCUUGCCCAAGGCCAGGUCUAACUUCUACACCAGGCUAACCUCAGUAUAGCGAUUGCUUUCCUUAGAGGGAAUUAGAAGUAUUAAUGUAACACCUUUUGCUCUUAACCCAAAAUUAGUGUCUGGUCCCACGUCCUUUAAAAAAAAUGCUAUCUUAAAGUUUAUUUGGAUGAGAUGUUCUCCUGCUGCUAUUAAUUGCAGGACAGAGAAUUGCCGCCAAGACUCAUCAUUUUAUCCCAGAGGGGAGCCCCAUACUUUAAUUAGCUGAUGAGAAAACCAGGAAUAAAAAAUACAGAAGUGAUGUUUUUAAUAUAAUACUCACUAGUUCGACAAACAGGGGAAAGCAGGGGGCCAAUCCGAGGCAGUGUAAGUUUCAAGUUUAUUAUAAUGGACUGGCUGUGAGAUUUAAGUUUUAUUGUCAGGGGAGAGGCCAUACUGACAUUGGGAAUCAGGAGUCAUGUGUGCAUUUUAGAUCUCAAGGCUUGAACUUGCACAAUGGUUCCAAAACACCUAGGAGAAAGCAUCUGUAUCCAAAUGUCACUUUCAAAUCCUAACUUACACACCACAGAUAAGGGUAAAAUGUACCACCUCUUCGGUUCAUACAAAAGAGUAAUUAAUAAUAACUAAUAUUAUCAGUUGUUAGAAAUGAGCUAUAACCCUGGCUAUAACUUAAUACAAGGGAUUCUAUAUUGUAUAUUCCUGGGGGAAGCAACACCAAAAAACAUAGUCUUGACAUGUUAAUGGGCUUUUUAUUUAAUGUUAGAAACUUUUAGGUCAGAAAAUUCAAUUGUUAUUUCAUUUGUGGUCACAUUUUUGCAGUAACAUACAUAUGCCAAUACUGGUCAUUUGGAGAGACCCUGGGAAGGCAGGUUGCUAGGGAGUGCCCUCAAACUGUGGUUCUGAAGUUGAACUUUGAAACAAAUGGUCCUGGGUCUCAUCCCAGAGCUACUAAGUCAGAAAUGUGAAGGCUGGGCCCCCAGCCUUCAGUGAGCAAUCCUUCACAGGGUCUGUACACACACUAAACAUUGAGGUCCACAAUGUCCACCCUGUAGUCACGCCAACUUGAUCUAUCAACUGUAACUAUUUUAUUCACAUGUUAUAUGAUCCUGAGGGAAUUGCCCACUUUGAGUUUUUCCCUGAUCCUGUAAAAAUGAGAUUAUAGUCCAUGCCUCACUAAAGUGUGAGAAGAAACAAAAAUCAAGUAAAGAAAAGUGCCUGACACAAAGUAGGUACUUAAAAAAAAAAAAAAAAAGAUUCUAAAAUCCACCCUUACUCCCUGAACAUGACAUUAAAAACAAUUAGGAAGACAAAUAAUUUUCUUUUGCACAAGUGCUAAGUAACUAUGUCGUCGUAUCCAUGACUAAAGCUUUUGACUCAGAAUAACUUAACUGUAGCUACAAGAUCCCCUUAAUGUUGUGCUAUUGGCGCUGCAGCUUCAAAGUAAUAAUACUGACAAUAAUGGUGGAGAGAUAUGACUUUUACUGUUAAACAUACACACACAUACAUGUACACUGUUUCCUUAGAUGUGACAUAGUUCCCAGAUGGACAUUUGAAACCAUUUACAAAAUUCAACUUUGAAAGUAAACACAGUUACUGUUUUUACAGAGACUACAGCUUCACGGUGGUAGUGGUACUCUCAGGCCCUCAGAUCUUUUCCCUCACCACACAUAUACAUUCUGUAGAUGUUAAACACCCGGGUUCAAGUAUGGAGUGCUGGAAAUGUGUGGUAAACCUGAAGUCAAAUCCUACCUUUUCUGCUUAUGACUGAGGGGAAACCCUAAAGUGAACCUCAGGAUUCAAAAGCACGAAAAUAGACAUGAUUUCUGAAAUAUCUCUCUGAAAUGCAGUGUACAAUGGACGUGUGUGAGCCUUGCAGUGUGUGAAGGUGCAAGUUCAUCCUGUGACAUGCACAUUGUCUGAGUGGUGCUCAGGCUGUGGCACAGUAGCUCUGAUCACUGUGUUAUUGAUUGCCAUGUGAAAACAUCUCCAUCACUCUUUCUUCCACCUAACUCUUCACACAGACACUCAGUGUGUAAGAGCAAUCUACAAAGUGGUUUUCAAGCACCUGCCAAAGAUGGGGCUGCUAAAAGGAGACAGUGUCAGUGUUGGGGCCACCUCUUCUGCGUUUUCUCCCAGGUAUUUGGUCAACAUAUGUCGACUGACGUAUCCACACUGCAGAUGUUGUCUGAGAUAGGUUACGCAUCCUCUCCCUGAUCCCCUGCAUGAUCUCAUUCAGAGCUGUUUGCUUGGGGUUCUUAAAGGGAUAUUAAGGAUAUUUUCAAUGCUUUGUAAAAUAUUAAGUAUUGUGAUUGAGCAGGGCCCAUGUUUAGAAUGUCAUUAGAGUCUUCUGUGGUUAAAAAAAAAAAAAAAAAAGGUGUUUUAUUUCAAUGUCCAGUACUGAAGAAGAAAACUCACAGAAGGCAGACUUGGGAUAUGACAACAUGAAAAGAAAAUCACAAAGAUUAUUUUCCUAAUUAUUACAUGGAAGUUGAGAGAUGACUAAUUGGAAGUUACUUAAAACUACCAUGUUAUUACUACAUAAGAAUAAAACAUUUAUAGAAAUGGAAUGUAUACAAAACUGUAUACUCAGUUGAUCUGAUCCCUUACACUACCAGACACGUUUGGACUUUUAAACACAUACCGCAAGAACGACUGCAGUGGAGCUCCCAGUUAAAAACUUCUAUUUAUGAGAAGUAGCAAUGGGAACAUAGUCAUUGCUUUAUAAUUAAUGCCAAAACUUAGUUUAAUUCCUAAACUGUAAUCUGUCAUCUGUUGCUUCCAUAAGUUAAGAUGUUUUGAAAGAUUUAAAAUAAUUUGGUGCACCUGUGAUUUCAAAGCUUUAUAUAUUUAACUCAUGUUCUUUGGUCUUCCUCUGGUAUAUGAUGAUGUAACUUAAAAACUCACAAUUGUGAAUAACUACAACUGUGAGCCUUUUAAUGGUAUCAGUUUUCAUUUUAAUUUAUACUCCAUUUGAGUGCAUAAAAAUGUCUACCCCAAAUCCCUUACUGCUAAUUAUGUGGAAAAUUAUGUGGAAAAGGAUCACUAAAGUUAUGAUAAGCUCUUCCUACAUUCUCCUCAAAUGUUCACAGAGCUACAAGAGCAAUGAAAUGGCAUGGUACCCUUCUCCCAAGUGGUCAAAACUACACACACACACACACACACACACACACACACACACACACACACACACGAUACCCAGAAAUCCCUACUUUACUCCAAGGCUCCUACUGAUUUGGACAAAAGGCAUGUGACCUCUUUAUAGCUAAAAUUUUCAUUUUAUAAUUCUGAUGAGAAAAUGUACUAUCCCAGAAGGUUGGCCAGUCAAUGAAUAAUGUAUUUCAGAAAAGAAACGUGUGUGAUCACUUGAAAAUGUCAGUCAUCUGAUGUAAGGAAGCUUAAUCACAUGCUGUUACAUGAAACUCUGGAAUGCUUUAAGCUAAAUGAAACAAUCGACCAAAACACAUACUACUUUGUAGUCUUUAUGCACAUACUGUAGCAUGGAAUCAUGAUGCUUUUGAAAUAAUCUGUGCAGAAAUAUUUAUUUUUUAGCCAAUAUUUUCCUCAAAGAUUGGUAUGUGGUGUUGACAGUGUAAUCUAUUUGCACAGCUAGUUUUGCAAUAACCUUCUACAAAUAACUGUACAUAAGAAAAAUGUAAAUUUCAUGUAAAAAUGGUUGUGAAUUUUUGGUAGCUGAAAGAAAUAUACAAGUUGUAUUGAAAAUAUAGUAUAUAUAUAUACAUAUAUAUAUACCUAAUUUAAGAAUGAGACAUAUAAUUUCUGAUCUAUUUAUACAUGAAAAAUUCAAGAAUUUGUAAAAGAAUUUAUUUUGGAGGAAAAAAGGAAGCAAAUCCUAUUAGCUAGCUAGUGUACUUUUAAUAAAGAAUCCAACAAGAUCCAACAUUUUAUUAAUUACAGUACUAGACACACUAUAAGCAUGGUGGUGCUGAUCACUUUGAAAUUCACGUCAUUGUAACAGUUUUACCGCUAGCAAGCUCCACUAAACGAUUACAAAAAGCAUUAAAUCUGAAUGUAAAGAAACAAAAAAUUUUACUCAUUGCCCCAUCAGAACCAUGGCAUAUAAAUGUCAGAAAUAUUUAUUGUUUGCUAAAAUUUGCUGAAGGAUAAAUGGCCUUUAAUGUACAUUCAAAAUAGCUCAUUUGUAAUGAGAGCUUGGCUCAUCUUUUCGUUCAAAAUGAAAGUGUGGAGCUAUUAUUUCCUCUUGUUUAAGUUCCAUAUAGACUUAAUUUCUUCCCUAGCUGUGUCUGUGUCAUUUAAAAAAAAUUUACACUAUCUUUUGAAGAAACUUUUAAACAAAAUUUGUUGGCUCUGGCAGGGCAUGUCUAAGCGCAGCAAGCAUCGUUUGCGUAGUGGCAUAGAUUCUUCAUGCUUCAUUUUAAAGAUGUAAGAAGCCAAGAGCAUAUCCCAUGUGACAAAUGUAAAACCAAACUGAUACAGAUAAUAGAACAUACUACAUUGCCGCCUGUAAGUGAAAUGGACUGUGAUAUCAGAACCAAAGUAGAGAAGGCAAAUAACCUGGAAAUAUUCCGUAACAUCAUUAUCCCUUAUCCUAAGACAGAUUUGAGGGCCCUGCAUUUACACAACUGUGGGAAUUUAAAUAUGCAUGAGAAAAGUCCAGUAAAUCCUAAAGUCAUUUUUAAAAGGCCUUUAAUUUCAAAAAUAACCUGAGUAUUUAAUUUCAAAAAUAACCUGAGUAUUUAAUUAGUAUAUUUCUAGAACAGUGACAUCCACAUUGCUCAAGUUAUCUUUUGAAAUUUCAGUAAUCAUAGAAAAAUAAGACAACUAAAUAAGCAACACAGACAAUUAAAUCAAAAUGGUUAUAUGCAUGUAUCUAUAUAUUUAAACGUUUGUACUUAGAGAAAAGAUUAAACUUCAGCCCCCAGUACAUUGGAAUUAGAAUCCCAUCAUUUCUGAUUCACACAUCUUUCCAAUUAGCUAUUAAAUGACGCUAUAACUUCCCGAUGUUAAUGAAGGGGCAAACCCUAUAUCAAGACCACAACAUUGGCAAAAACCUUGUGCAUGUUCUGAUUGUGGUGCAUGGUAAUGAGAUAGAAGUACUCUGUACCACAUGUUCAGAUUGAGAGAAGCAAGCCUGUACUUCCAUAUACUGAGCUGCUUAUCAUGAAGCUACUUGGAUAAAGGAAUGACAAGAACUGAUGCUCUUUUCUUUGUAAGAUGGGGAUAGCAUGCUUAAGAAAUAAUUAGAAGGAGAUGCAACAAGAGGGAUUCAAAGCACAGGGCUCCUAGCAUUCAAGAGAGACAGGUCUUGAAUCACAAAGGCUUCCAGAUUUCUCCAAGUGUUUUUGCUAGAAAGUUUUCUUCUCUGUGUUCUAAACUACAAGAAAUUUUUACUUUAAUAUAUGGACAGAUGUCUUGAAAUGAUGAGACGUGUAUUCAUUUAAAACACUGUCUGCAUUCGAUGCCUCAAGACAUUCUAAGGAUUUGCAUUUGUAUCCUCUAAUACUACGGACAUACUCUGCAGACAAGUUUUAGAUGAUUCCUGAGCCUUAGGCGUUUAUUCGAGGAAGCUUAACUCACUACGUAAGUGAUUUCACUAAGACAAACAAAUGAGAGACUUUUCAGAGGAGCACCUAAGUGUUAAGAGCCAUGGUUGUUUUCCCUGUUAAGCAAAGGAUCUGCUAACUGAGAGCAGUCUGGGAAUCUGAGCAGUGGGCUCAAUUUACAAACUUUUAAAAACAUAUCCCCAUCAAAUUUACAGAAAGUUGUCAAUGAAAUAAGACAAAACAUAUCCACUUUAGUUUGUCAAAAAGAAAAGAACAAUAAAAAAGCACAUUUCUCACAAAUAGUAUUUAUUUUGUUUGUUCAAUUAGUAAUAUCAUAAGAUUACAAGUGAACUUGGUUUGUAUAUUUUAAUUAAAGAACUAUCACAAAUUGAUUUUGUUAUUUUUUUAAUUGCACAGAGUUUAAACUACCUUGAUAAAUUCUACUUUCUUCCAGGCUAAAUGCCUUUUCUGGAAAUAAAUAUAUAACUUGAAUAUAUAUUUGUUAACUUUCUUUUUUCUGAAUGCAUGCCUAAAAUAGGUUAAUGAGCACAGUCCUUAAAAAUACAUUUAAAGUGGACCAAAUCAAGAUUCCCAUAGUACUGAUUUUCCCUUGAUGUAAUUUAAAAUGUGUAAACUGCCACUCACACUAGAAGUGCAAUACCUGACAUUUAACCAUUUGGCAAUCUUUUAGAUAAUAGCUGAAUUAAUGCACCGUUGUUUGAACUGAAGCAUCUCAUUACAGUAUAUAUGUAACAAAUUUUGUAUGAUACAAAACUUUACAGCAAGCUAUUUGAAUGUUUAUUAAAAAAUUCUCAAAAUGA